Messenger RNA from Caenorhabditis remanei, 405 nucleotides. RefSeq lists its product as uncharacterized. The coding region runs from base 1 to 405 and encodes 134 amino acids. The transcript is spliced from 2 exons. NCBI's taxonomy places the organism in Eukaryota, Metazoa, Nematoda, Chromadorea, Rhabditida, Rhabditidae. The record is from RefSeq and is a predicted model, not a curated record.
AUGGUCUCCAAAGUUCUCUUUGUCGCUCUUUUCAUUGCUGUCUCCUCUGCUCCAGCUACUGACUCUACCCUAGCAACAUCACCACCAACAGUGGCGACAUCUGGUGCAACUAGUACCGCAGCGCCAACAACUGGGGGUGGAGUUUCUUCUACUGGUGCCGCAGCGGGAUCGACUGGAUCGCCUGCUCAGACAACUGCAGCGGCGGAGCCAUCAACAGGAGCUGGUUCCACCGCUCAACCUAACCCAACAGUUUCAAACGCAACCAGCACUUCUGCUCUCCCAACUGACAACUCAACUGUUUCAGUUGACGUUUCUACAACUACUGUUGCCACGACAACAAAGUCCACUCAUACAACCACUGUGAUGCUCUCAAUGAUUCCGAUCGCCAUCUCAAUGCUCAUCUAA